GGGGUGGGCGCUGGGGCGGGGUCCCAGGAGCAGCCGACCUCUGGCAUCCCGAGGUGCCCGCCGCCCCUGGCCGAGGGCCGGUGAGGGGGUGUGUUGGCAGCCUUGUCAACCGCGGGAACAGGGCUGGGGGCACGCGAGAGGCAGCGCCGGCCGCGUCUUUGGGGUUUCCUUUUUAUUUGUCCCUCCUGCUGGGAGUCAGUCCGGCUCGACGAGCAGUCAUUACGCGCAGCUGUGGGGCAGCUGAGGGUCGGGGCGCGGUGGGUGAAGACGGAGUUGAGGGUCCCCAGCUCUGGGCUCAGUGACUUGGGAGAGGUUCUGGGAAGGCUCCCACGAAGAGGGAAUGCCCGGAGCAUUUCAGCCUGAGGCCGGGCGCGCACACACCCCCGGGCCGGUUCCCUAUCUUGGCAAGUUCGUGGUCUGAUUCUUUUGGGGGAAAAAAAACCAGAGCCAGCUACUUUCCAUCUUCCCUACACUUGGGUUAGAAAUAGAGUUUCAGAUAAACUAGUUUUCUUGGUAGAGUUCACUUGGGCUGGAGAGAAUGACAGCUUGCAAACCUCUUUGGUCUUUGAAUAAAUCAUAUACGCAAUUUUCUUCAUCCCAUGAAGAAUGUCGAAGAAUUGAAGAUUCAGGAAGCCAAUGCACGUCAUUUAGUCAAACGCACACACCCACCUCCUGCCGGUCCUCUAAAAGGGGAAACGGUUGGGAAGAGCUUAUGUGAAGUUACCCAGGGACUUCCCUGGUGGUCCAGUGGUUGAGACUCUGCGCUUCCAAUGCGGAGGACGUGGGUUCCGUCCCUGGCCGAGGAACUUAGAUCCCACAUGCCACUCUGCGCGGCCAAAUAAUUAAAAAAAAAAAAAAAAAUCCCCAGUCAGAGGCAGGACAGCGACCUUAAUCUUCCUCUAAACUCUUCGGGUUAUAACUGAGGGCAAAAGUGUAAGUAACCCCAAAUGAGAAAAUAAAGAAGAAAGCAAGUCCCAUGAUUGCUCUCUUCUUCACCACAGCCCCUCCCUAGCAGGGUGGGGCCCUGAACAAGGAGCAGAUAACUCAGCUACUGGAGGCCCGGAUUUAUCCUAAGCAGUGAAACAGGAUGAGAGGCCCGCCCCUUGCAUAUCUGACCACGGGACUAUUUAACUGAAAACUGCAGCUCCAAGUCAGGGUGUGCUGAUUUGAAUCUUUGUCUGCUGUGAAAAGGCAAGAGAGGUGAGUCUUUGUCCCUCCCUGUCUCCUUACUCCCCAGUGGGGUGGACACUCUGUAUGGACACUUUCAGCUUGGAAAUACUGGACUGUCCAUCUUCCCCUAGCUGCCUCCUGCUUCAGAAGAUGUCCUAGCCACCUGCCUCACUGGAUGGGUUAGGUGUCCCCCAGGGGUCUUCAUCCCCAGUACCCCAGCUGGCUCCCCUGUGCCUCUCCCCCUUGCUGAAUACAUACACCCCGUUGUAAUAUCUGUUCACUCCCUCUCCCGUAACAGAUGCUAGCUCCUUGGGGGCCAAGGACUUGUCUCAUUUAUCUCUCUAUCUCCAGCACCUGCACCCCCAGCACAGCAAUGCUUAUUGAUUGAAUUAAUUGUACUGUUUGGUGGGUGUUCAGGUCUAUUGCAAAAACUGUUUGGGGCCCCAGAGAUAGCUGGCUCAGGCCCAAGGAUGACAGAAGGAACCCAGUUAUGGAACCUCUCUGAUUAAUUAGCCACAGGGGACAUUCCAGUCAUGCCAACUGCUUUAUCACAUGAACUCAGAGAAGGGGUAGAAGCACCUCCCUCCACCCCACCUGCAGAGAAGGUGCCAGAGGCUUCUGAAAUUGCAUGAGCGCACCUCCAGUAUAAAUGGAAUUUCACAGGAUUAUUCGUACCCGUUUGUUUCUGCGUAUUAAUCUUUUGUGAACAUUUUGCCACCUCAACUGAUACUCUCUUUGAAAUCUUAACACGGCAUGUCCCUGGGUAGUAGGACUCAAAAUGAGUUUUACUUUCUUUUUGGUAUUGUUUCAGCUUUCUACAUUGAGCCAGUAUCACUUUCAUACUAGGGAGAUAAAAAGCUACUUUUAUUUUAAAAUUAUUCAACAGGAUUUUUAAAAGACUGCCUAGGUUUCCGUUUUCGUCUUAUGAGGUCUCGGACAAAUCCAUUCCCCUAUUGGGACUCCUUUUCCCCAUCUGCAAAGGAGAAGGGGUUAGAAAGGGACUAGAACUGGACUAGAUCAAUGUUUUCCACACUGAAUUUCAGCAGAGCUCCCAUGUCUCUCCCCUCUUCACCCAGAGCCCUGCGUUUUAUAUAGUGGAGUUACAAGGAAGAUUUUAUUUGCUGGUGUCCCGUGGAAAAAAAGUGAAAACCAGGGGACUAAAAAUUCUCUGAGAAAAUAAUUAAGUCCUGGAGAUGUAAUGUAACACCAUGGUGACUAGUUAAUAAUACUGUGUAUUUGAAAGUUGCUGAGAGUAGAUCUUCAAAGUUUUCAUCACAAGAAAGAAAAAUUGUAACUGUCUUGAUGGAUGUUAACUAGACUUCUCGUGGUGAUCAUUUUGCAAUAUAUACAUAUAUCGAAUCAUGUUGUACACCUGAAACUAAUAUGUUAUUUGUCAAUUAUAUCUCAAUUAAAAAAAAACAACUUUCUGAGGACACUUCUAGCUCUGGCGUUUGAGGAUUCUAAUAUUUGGCCAUUGUCUUUGAAGGCAAAGGCUUCCACCAGCUGACCCCAACUCAGCCAGGAUCUCCUCAGCUGGAUGCAUUUCAUCUUCUCAGAUGAGGUAGUGCUUCUCUUUGAUUUCUGGAGUGUCCACAGUCCUGCAGGCGUGGCCCUUUCGGUGUUGGUCGUCUUGCUCCUGGCUGUGUUGUAUGAAGGCAUCAAGGUUGGCAAAGCCAGGCUGCUCCACCAGGCCCUGACAAGCCUGUCCAUCUCCACCAGCCAGCAGCUCAUUGAAGAGACAGACCAGAAUUCUACAAGCUCAGACUCCCCCUACGUCAGCAGAACCCGCCUCAGGUGGUUCUUGUGUCACUUCGGCCAGUCGCUACUUCAUGUCGCUCAGGUGGUCAUCGGCUACUUCAUGAUGCUGGCUGUUAUGUCCUACAACACCUGGAUUUUCUUCGGUGUGGUCCUGGGCUCAGGUGUGGGCUACUACCUAGCCUAUCCACUUCUCAGCAUGACUUAGCUGGUGAGAGCUGUGCAGGCUCUGGGGGCUGGAGAGAGCUGGGGCCCCUCCUUCCAGACAUUGAACUUCCAGCCCCACAUCUCCUUUUUCUUCUGUUGGCUGUUCUCACGGCAUCCCCAGCUCCUGGAAACUUUCAGCUGAAGCCAGCACUUGCUCCCUGGAGUUGAGGCCACUGUAGCUCCUCAGCCAGGCUGCAGAGGGCCCAAGCAUAGUGUUUCUGUGCCUUAAGAAGGGUGCUGUGACCAGAGGGUGGACGGAGAGACCAGAACCCGGGGGGCAGGUUUCAUGAUGAUGGCAGCAUCUGCAGGACCUGUUUCCCUUUCUUGGGGAGAGAGUGACAGCAGACUAAAGGCAGAAAAGCAGGACUGUCAGCAAGGCUUUGACCUAUCCUCCAAAUAGAGUGAGCUCCUCCCAUCAGACAGCACUGCCUGCAGGAAGAUGAUACUUUAAUGGCUUUAGGUGUCAGGGGGCUCUUCAUGGCCUUAAUUCCCCCCUCUUGUCCUGAUCCUCCUUCUAUGCAAAACCAAGAACUGCACUGAAUAAUAUUCAAUACAAAUGUUCUUUAUUUAUUACUUACUGCUCACCCAUAAUGAUCUGGUAGGGAAACAUGAUUCAUCCAUUUAAAAUACUGAGUAAGCCACAGGGGGUACUGACUGAAGAUGCAAUAAAGCAGUCAAACCAAAGCAUUGCACUAGUAGAGUUAGGUGGGGCUCUUCAGAUAUGUGAACCUUUUCACUUUCAAGAAAAGGAAAGAACAGACCCAGGGAUAGAAAAUCACUGCUGUAUACUGUAAUGUCUACAUUCAAGUACCUCGUGGGCUAGAAGAAAGAUCGUCUGAAGCUUUGAGAAUUUAAAAAGAAAUAUAUUUUAAUAAAUAUAUAUUUUUAAAUAGUC
Messenger RNA from Orcinus orca (killer whale), 4027 nucleotides. RefSeq names its product solute carrier family 31 member 2 (gene SLC31A2). NCBI's taxonomy places the organism in Eukaryota, Metazoa, Chordata, Mammalia, Artiodactyla, Delphinidae. Gene Ontology annotation, biological process: copper ion transmembrane transport. Gene Ontology annotation, molecular function: copper ion transmembrane transporter activity. The transcript has 4 exons. The record is from RefSeq and is a predicted model, not a curated record. Gene Ontology annotation, cellular component: membrane. The coding region runs from base 2708 to 3133 and encodes 141 amino acids.